CUCUUCGAACAUGCUGCGAAAAACUCCGACUGAGCAUUUCGCGGGAAUUGUCUGCGAGUGGUGCACGCGAUUGAGGAUAGAAAGAGUCCAAUCUCUCAAAUCACAUACUUUCUACAUUUUUUAGUUAUUGCAUAAGAAGCCAAAUGGCCAAGCAAAGUACCAUCUUUAAUUUUUUCAACAAGUCACCUCCACCGGUGUCCAAGCCGAAGCCGAGCCCGUCUCCUACGGAGGCAGAUGUACCGUCCUCCGUCCUCAAGUCCAGCUCCUCUCCCAGCGAGCAAGCUAAGCUUGCAGCCCCAAAGAGUAACAAGACUCCGGCCAAGACGAGCAAGAAAGCGGCCAAGGGUGGAUUCAGCAAACUGUUUGGAGAUAAAAUAGCAUCAAAGAAGGAAAGUGUUUCCAGCCCGGCAUGUCCUUUCAGCGGUGGCGCUCUUGUGUGGGCCAAGCUGGAAGGGCAUCCCUGGUGGCCGUGCAUGGUAGUGCCGCAGCCGCUCAGCGGCCAGCAGAUGCGCGGGCGGGGGAAGGACCAGCGCCUGCACGUGCACUUCUUCGAUGAGCCCCCGACCCGCGGGUGGGUCAGCACCAAGUACCUCCGGCCAUAUACAGGCUCCGAGAGCAGUGACACUAAGGUCGGAGGCGUGUUCUUCAGUGGAAAGCCUGUGAUCCGUAGGGCCAUGGAGCUGGCCGACGCCGUCCUGGCCCACAGCCCUGAGGCCAGGCUGCAGACGCCCAUCUGCAACCUUCCUUCUGACGAGGAAGAGGAGGAGGACAUGGAGCUGGAUAAGUCUACUCUGUCUGAGGAGGAGGAGGAAGAGGAGGAGAUGACGAAGGCCAAGGCCCAUCGGCGUUCUUCCCGUGCUGCCGCUGAGCAGUGCAACAAGCCCAAACGCCGGCGCAUCAUCGUGGCCUCAGAGAGCGAUGGCUCGGAGGAGGAGUUCAGACCAGACCAGGCGACAGGGAGCAGCGAGGAUGAGGAGGAGGCCGUGGUGAGCAGCACUGAAGAGGAAAUGGAGAGUGAACCAGACAGCCCCAUCAAGCCAGUGAAGCGUAAACGCCCCUUGGAGCAGCCCUCAGCCACGCCCAAACCCCGGGCCCCCCAGGGCCCCAGCAGGGCCUCCCCUAUGGCCAGCACCAAGACCCGCCUCGCUGCCUUCUCGGCCCCCGACGGCGUGGAGAGCCCGGCGGGGGGGGCAGAGGGAGGCAUCUGGGACCACGAGAAGCUGGAGUGGCUGCAGGCGGGGAGGAGGAAGGACGCCUGCAGGAGGAGACAGUCGGACGAGGAGUACGACCCUACCACCCUGUACGUCCCUGAGGACUUCCUGAACAGAACCACGCCAGGCAUGCGGCGCUGGUGGCAGCUGAAGGCCGAGAUGUUCGACGCUGUUCUCUUCUACAAGGUGGGCAAGUUCUACGAGCUGUACCACAUGGACGCUGUGAUUGGCGUGAACGAGCUGAACCUCACCUUUAUGAAGGGCUCCUGGGCCCACUCUGGAUUCCCCGAGAUUGGAUUUGGGCGCUUUUCUGACGUGCUGGUCCAGAGGGGCUACAAGGUGGCCCGCGUGGAGCAGACAGAGACUCCUGAGAUGAUGGAGUCCCGCUGCAAGGCCAUGGCGAGGCCCACCAAGUUCGACCGCGUGGUGCGGCGUGAGGUGUGCAGGGUUAUCACGCGCGGGACCCAGACCUACAGCGUGCUGGACGGGGCCCCAGCUGAGAGCCACAGCUCGUUCCUGCUGAGCCUGAAGGAGAAGGCAGAGGCGUCCGGGCGCUGCUACGGAGUCAGCUUUGUGGACACUUCCGUAGGGGUGUUCCACGUGGGGCAGUUCCAGGACGACAGGCACUGCUCACGGCUCCGGACCCUGGUGGCGCGCUACGCCCCGGCCCAGGUUCUGUUUGAGAAGGGGAACCCGUCGACUGAGACUCGCAAGAUCCUCAAGUCCUGUCUCUGCUCUGCCAUGCAGGAGCCGCUGAAUGCAGGGAGCCAGUUCUGGGACGCCCAGAAAACUCUGAAGCAGCUGUCUGAAGAAGACUACUUCAGAGAAAGUAUGCAGGAGGGAGUCAGCCUGCCAGCUGUGCUGAGCUCCAUGACCUCCGAGGGAGACUCUCUGGGCCUAACUCCCAAGGAGGGGUACGAGCUGGCUCUGUCUGCUCUGGGAGGCUGCAUCUUCUACCUCAGGAAGUGCCUGGUGGACAAGGAGCUGCUGUCCAUGGCCAACUUCCAGGAGUACAUUCCGGUGGACGUGGAGCUGGAGAAGGCGUCCGGGUCGAGCAGCUUCUUUGCCCAAACCCGCCAGCGUCUAGUUCUGGAUGGGGUGACACUGACCAACCUGGAGGUUCUGCAGAAUGGCUCUGGCGGCACGGAGGGCUCGCUGCUGCAGCGCCUGGACUCCUGCUCCACGCCCUUCGGCAAGCGGCUGUUGAAGCAAUGGCUCUGCGCUCCGCUUUGCAACCCGGCGGCCAUCGAGGAGCGCCUGGACGUCCUGGAGGGCCUGAUGGGGGCGGCUGGCCCGGCGGAGGAGGCCUCCCAGCUGCUGAAGAAGCUUCCGGACCUGGAGAGGCUCCUCAGUAAGAUCCAUAGUAUCGGUUCACCUCUGAAGGGCCCGGAGCACCCCGACUCCAGAGCCGUGCUCUACGAGGAGGUCACCUACAGCAAGCGCAAGAUCGCAGACUUCCUGUCUGCGCUGGACGGCUUCAAGACCAUGCAGGAGGUCACGUCAGUUCUGGGACCCGUCGCAGAUGGCUCCCAGUCCAAACUGCUGCGCCAGCUUGUGAGCCUGAGGUCCGACAGAGGCGAAGGCCUCUUCCCAGACCUGUCAUUGGAGCUGAAACGCUGGGACACGGCGUUCGACCACCAGAAGGCACGCACCACCGGCGUGAUCACGCCCAAGACAGGCUUCGACCCCGAGUACGACCAGGCGCUUAGUGGGAUCCAGGCCUGCGAGGCUGAGCUGCAGGCCUACCUGGAGCGCCAGCGGAGGCGUCUCGGCUGCCGUAGCCUAGCUUACUGGGGCACCGGGCGCAACCGCUACCAGAUGGAGGUCCCGGACAGCGUGGCCGAGAGGAACGUGCCCGAGGAGUAUGAGGUGAAGUCCACCAAGAAGGGCUGCAAGCGCUACUGGACCCGUGAGAUUGAGCGUCUCUUUGGGGAGCUGCAGAGUCAGGAGGAGAAGAGGGACGCUGCGCUGAAGGACUGCAUGAGGAGGCUUUUCUACAACUUUGACAAGAACUACAGGAACUGGCAGACCGCUGUGGAAUGCAUGGCUGUACUGGACGUGCUCUUGAGCUUGACCCGGUACAGCCAGGGGGGAGAUGGACCAAUGAGCAGGCCUCAGGUGCUGCUUCCUGGUGAUGACAGCCAAUCAGCUUCCUUCUUGGACCUGCGCGGGUCCCGCCACCCCUGUGUCACCAAGACGUUCUUUGGAGACGACUUCAUCCCCAAUGACAUUGCCAUUGGCUGCCCUGGCAGAGAGGAGGAGGAGGGGCAGGAAGCAGGAAGUGGUGUGACAGGCCAAGCCCCCUGUGUUCUGGUCACUGGACCCAACAUGGGUGGAAAAUCCACUCUCAUGAGACAGUGUGGGCUGGUGGUGGUUCUGGCCCAGCUGGGCUGCUAUGUCCCAGCUGAGAGCCUCCGCUUCUCCCCUGUGGACCGGAUCUUCACACGCCUAGGGGCGUCGGACCGCAUCAUGGCUGGUGAGAGCACCUUCUUCGUGGAGCUCAGUGAGACGGCCAGCAUCCUGCUGCAUGGAACACAGCACUCCCUGGUGCUGCUGGACGAGCUGGGCAGGGGCACAGCCACCUAUGACGGGACGGCCAUCGCCAGUGCCGUGGUGAGCGAGCUGGCGGAGAGGCUGGGCUGCAGGACUCUGUUCUCCACCCACUACCACAGCCUGGUGGAGGACUACAGCCACAGCACUGCUGUCAGGCUGGGCCACAUGGCCUGCAUGGUGGAGAAGGAGAGUGACGACCCCAGCCUGGAGGCCAUCACCUUCCUCUACAAGUUCACCUCGGGAGCGUGUCCUAAGAGCUACGGCUUCAAUGCUGCCCGGCUCGCCAACCUGCCCCCGGACGUCAUCCAAUCAGGAGCCAGCAAGGCCCGGGAGUUUGAGAGGAGCAGCAUGAGCCUCCGAGUAUUCAAGAAGUUGUGCCGGUAUGCAGACCAGGCUGUUGUGGACGGCCUCCUCUUCUCCUCACUGCUGGAGACGAUCAGCAGCCUGUAGGAGGGGCCUGACCUCCUCCGGUGCGGAGGUGACCUGUUCCAGAUCAACUUUUGUAUUCUUAUUUUUUCCCACUGUGUUCUCCCAAACACUAACACAACACUGUAAUGAUCUAAUAAAGUUUAUUUUUAAAAAUGUC
Messenger RNA from Osmerus eperlanus (European smelt), 4350 nucleotides. RefSeq names its product mutS homolog 6 (E. coli) (gene msh6). Gene Ontology annotation, molecular function: ATP-dependent DNA damage sensor activity; mismatched DNA binding; ATP binding. The coding region runs from base 144 to 4214 and encodes 1356 amino acids. Gene Ontology annotation, cellular component: nucleus; MutSalpha complex. Gene Ontology annotation, biological process: mismatch repair. The transcript is spliced from 11 exons. The record is from RefSeq and is a predicted model, not a curated record. Lineage: Eukaryota; Metazoa; Chordata; Actinopteri; Osmeriformes; Osmeridae.